Dissoconium aciculare CBS 342.82 is the source of this 1416-nucleotide messenger RNA. RefSeq lists its product as uncharacterized. The coding region runs from base 368 to 1195 and encodes 275 amino acids. NCBI's taxonomy places the organism in Eukaryota, Fungi, Ascomycota, Dothideomycetes, Mycosphaerellales, Dissoconiaceae. The transcript is spliced from 2 exons. The record is from RefSeq and is a predicted model, not a curated record.
CUACUCUCUACGGUGAUGACUGCCCACCCCUUGUUGGGCUGCACCCAAUUCAUCCAUUGCCCUCCCAAAAUGUCACCACAUGCCCAGGUGCAGGUGUAGGUGGUCAUCGUCGCCCGUUCCCAUCUCUCUGAACCCGUACAGUAGCUCAUCUGCAUCGUGGAUAUAAUAAUUUCCAUCGCCCCGCGAUUCCGCCAACGUCUUCUCUCAUCCACCACGCGCGCUCCUAUAUACAAUACAACCUGAUCGCCUACUCCAAACAAACAACAACAACGUUUAAUCACAGCUUCUUCGUCGCAGGACUCAGCACCAUUAAUCUCUCUCCAUCGCAACCAACGUCAACUACCACCUCUCCAUUUCAAACAUCAUCAUGAAGUCUUUCGGUCUCAUCAUCGUCGGCGCUGCUGCCGCUGCUGCCCAGGUCCAGAUCCCUGCCGGCAUCCCAGCCUGUGGUACCGUCUGCAUCAAUAACAUGAACGACAAGGCUCCCAUGCUCGGCUGCACCGCCGGCGACUUGGUCUGCUACUGCAACACCCCUAACUACGGUUUCGGCAUCCGUGACUGCUCCAACGAAAGCUGCCCGAACCAAGCCGAUGCUCAAGCUGCCAUCGCUGCCGGCAUCACCUACUGCUCCAGUGUCCUCGCUGGUGCAGGCUCAGGCAACAACGGCACUGCCCAGUCGACCGGCACUGGCGCGGUCGCUUCUGCUCCCACCACCACUGCCAUCACCACCUCUGCCUUGACCAGCGCCUACACCACUGAUGGCGGCUCUGUUGUGCCCACCACCACCGGCUCGACCACCAUCUACGGCUACAACGGCACUCCCAUUGCCGGAGCCGUCGGUGGUGCCACUGGUGCCAACAGCGCUCCCACUACCACUGCCAUCACCACCUCGGCUCUUACCAGCGUCGGCACCAGCAACGGCUCGGCUUUCACCACCACCACCGGCUCCACCACCAUCUCCGGCUACAACGGUACCCCGAUUGCCGGCGGUGCUGCCACCACUUCGGGCCAGACCACUGCCGUCACCAGCAAUGGCUCGACCUCGACCGCCACCACCGGCCAGAGCACCGUCACCACCAGCCCGGUCAGCUCUAACCGCCCUGCCACCACCUCCACCACCAGCCCCAACGCCGCCAUGAAGACUGCUGCGCCGGCCUUCCUCGGUCUCGCUGCCCUUGCCGUCCUUGCUCUGUAAGCGAGCUGUGACGAAAGGAGUGUGCAGAUGGGUUUUGGAUAAACCUUCAACGGUGUGAGAGAGACAGAGGAGGAGAGAUUUGAUGAGGUGAAGGCGAGCCAACGCGGAUGCGAGCCGCCUUCCCAUUUUUCGUUUUGAUGCGCUAUGAUACCACUUCCCCCCCAGAAAUGAACAUGUACCCCUGUGGGCGUGUCCCCUUCUUGUAAUGAAUUAGGAUCGAG